This is a messenger RNA of Trichobilharzia szidati, 3842 nucleotides long. The record is from the annotation of a GenBank genome assembly. Lineage: Eukaryota; Metazoa; Platyhelminthes; Trematoda; Strigeidida; Schistosomatidae.
GCUUGUCAAAUUGGAAGAAGACUAUGAGGAGAGAAAGAGAGGUGAGAUGAAGGAAGAAGGAGAAGGAGACAAAGUACGCCAAAGCAGGUAAACAUAUGAAUAAAGAUUGAUAGAUGGAUCCAAGUAAUAUUUCUUUUUUAUCAGUGCAAUCAAUUUCAAAAAUCUGAUUGAAUAAAUUUAUGUUAACCAAUCAAAUUAAUAUCUUUUUUCAAUAAUAUUAGAGGAAGAUAAUUUCAUGAUUAAUCUUCGAGUGUUUACUUUGCAACACACUUCUUUCAAUGCUAUUCAUAAGAGAUUAUAACCACACCCUCAGGAGAAAGAAAACAGUACACAUCAUAUCUUAACAAUGCGACCAUUUAAGUUAUGACUAAAUAAUGCACAUCUAAAUGAGAUAGAUUAUUACAUCAACCAAUAUAUUAUGUAAUACAAAAUAUGAACAUUACCACUACCAAUAAUUCUACAUCUUCUAGUGGAAAUAACACUAAAAAUACUAUUGAGUCUGCUUGUGGAACAUUUCCACUAACAAAUAUAUCGUCAACUCACUCGUCGAUUAAACUUCCUGGAACAGAAGGUAAACGUGUAUUUGAGGUAAGCAGAACAAAAGAAGGAUCAGAUGAUGAACAGCUCACUACUACUUCCUCGUUGAGACAAAAGCCAAAACGUUUAGAGAAGCAUGUUACGCUUUCAGAUGAAAUUUUGGAUUUAAACUUCCCUCCACUUCUUCGUCAUCAAUACUUAAAAUCGGAUGAUUAUUAUAAUAAAUAUAAUAUUGAAACCGAUGAGCAAAAAGAUGCAAAAAGUGUAACAAAUUCACAUGAUAACUAUCCACUCUCUUCCAAUCCAAGCAUACCGCAUAUGUCGACAGAUAAAAUAAGUACAGCAAGUUUUGGAAGCAUGGGGAAGUACUGCUUGAAUGAUCAUGAUGAAUCGCCUACCACGUUGAUUUUAUCUCGUAUAGAAAAACUAGCGCUGAAAGAUUUCUCAUCGGAAGUUCGAGCGAAUUUGGAUAUCGAUAUGUUCAUUAAAGAAGCAACUCUGCUAUUGGACCUGGAUGGAUCUACCUUGGAAGAUAUUAUUAGUUCAAUGUUAGAAGCAGUUUUUGAUAAUCGACCUAUUGUCGAUACAACUGCUACAGCAUCAGUGACUGCAACAACUAAUACACAUGCUAGUGCCAGUUCCCCUGAUGAGAUCGAUUCAAACCAGUGGUCUCGAACUUCGGCAACUGUUAGUAGUGGUUUUGGACCAAAGGUUAAUUUCUCUAUAUCCGGCAAUUCCGAUAAAACAAAUCCAUCAAAAGUUGACGUAGAAAACAUGAAGCUGGAAGCUAAAAAUUCCCUUCUGAUGCAAAUAAACUUUCAAGGAUGUUCAUAUCAGAGACUUGCGAAAACCAUUAAAGGUGUUUCACUAACAAAUAGUGAUUGCUUAUCGACAGACCAGAGUUGGAUUUGUGCCAUGUGUUCAUUACGAUCAAUUCAUAAACGCUAUCUUGCUUUAGCUCGAUUGAGUAAUCCAGUUAAUUUUGGACGAUCAAGUGAAGGUACCUAUUUAAUUGUACUUAUAAUAACACCGACAAAAGAGAAAGGGACGAAAAGCGAAAUAGAAGUUGGCAGAACAUUCGGCACAAUAAUGGCUGAUCCUGAAUUUCGUCAAGAAUUAUUAUUUGCAACCAAUGAAAAUGAGGUGAAACUACUUCUGUGGGCGAGAGCUCAGCAGCUGGCAGCUGAGCAGUCAACAAAAAGGCGUAGAUCAUCCCAGUUUCAAGAUUCUACAAAUCAGAACUUUAACAAAGAUUCUCAAUCCAUGAUAGGCAAAGGAAUAUACCUAGACUUGAAACGGAAAAUACCAUAUUAUUGGUCCGACAUAACUGAAGGUGUUCGUGGAAAACAUUCUCUACGUAAAACAAUAUCAACAACCAUUUUCCUUUAUUUUGCCUGUUUACUACCAUCAAUCGCGUUUGGAUUAUUGAAUUCAAGGAAUACAGAGAAAAAAAUGGAUGUUACACGUGUAAUAAUGGCACAAACAAUAGGUGGUUUAUGUUAUGGAGUUUUUGGAGGUCAACCGCUAAUUGUACUUUUAUCCACAGCUCCAUUAGCACUUUAUAUUAAAAUUAUCUACACCAUAUCUCAAACAUACAACACUAAUUUCUAUGCAAUGUACGCAUGUAUUGGAUUAUUUAAUAGCCUCUUCUUAAUUAUAUAUUCCUUUUGUGGAUUCAGUCGCUGGAUGAAAUGGUCCACAAGAUCAACCGAAGAAAUAUUUGCGAUGUUUGUUUCAAUGGCAUUUGUAUAUGAUGCUGGAAACGACUUAUAUACAACAUUUAAAGAGAAUUAUCAUUGUAAAUCAUCCACAUAUUAUUCACUACUCAAUGAUACACUCAAAACUCAGGGAUUCGAUAACAGUUAUAUGAAUUUAACAAAUAUGAAUAACAGAAUUUUUAUAGAGAUUUGUCCUGAUGUAUCAUCAUUAUCAUCGUCAUCAUCAACAACGCAAACAGCAUCCACAUUUUCACUCUCCCAGUUAUCAUCUGCAACCUCACAAGAGGCAAACAGGACUAUUAUCAUUACCCAACCUGGAUGUCAACGGGAAGUUGCUUUAGUUUACCUAAUACUACUUCUUGGUACAGUUUGGAUUUCACUGCAUCUUUUAAACUUUACUAAGACACCAUUUCUGACUGCUACAAAACGUGAAAUGUUAACAGAUUUUGCUCUGCCCAUCGCAGUUAUCACUAUGUCGCUGGUUGGAUCUUUUAUCUUUGGUGACAUCAAAUUGAAGCCAUUCGAAGUUCAGCCAUCUGAUUUUAUUUUAAAAAAAGCUCCGUUAAAUUCCUUAAGUUGGCCUGCAGUACUUGGAUCUAUUGGUAUAGCGAUUCCAUUAUCAUUAUUAUUUUAUAUGGAACAAAACAUCGCCAGUGCUAUUUUGAAUUCCCCAUCAAACCGACUUAGAAAAGGACCAUCAAACCACUGGGAUUUAUUUGUGUUAGCACUAAUUAACAUCAUCUUAUCCAUUUUCUGUCUUCCAUGGGUACAUGCAGCUCUGCCUCAUACUCCACUACAUGUUAAAGCUUUAGCAGAUAUGGAAGAGCAUGUAGAUGGAGGACACCAUAUCAGACAAACCAUUAUUCGGGUACGUGAAACAAGAUUAACACUGAUUAUAUCACACAUACUUAUUGGGCUAUCGCUGGCGAUGAUACCUAUUCCGUUGAUUUACAUACCACCUCCUGUAUUGAACGGACUGUUUGUUUAUAUGGCUAUAACUGCGCUGCAAGAUAAUCAAAUGUUUGAAAGAAUACUACUUUUCAUCACAGAACAAUCAGCCUACCCACCAUCUCAUUACAUAAGAAGAGUACCUCAAAGGAAACUUCACCUAUUCACGUUUUUUCAACUGGUCCAGUUAGGAUUUCUUUGUGCAUUCGGAUUUGCUCCCAGUCCAUAUGUGAAAUUAAUAUUCCCUGUUAUACUUGUUGUACAAAUAGUCCUAAGACAUACACUUAUACCCAAAGCCAUUGAUUCAAAAUAUCUUGAGGCGCUGGAUCGUCAUUUUUAGUCAGAAGAACUCUAUCACCCUCGUUUCCCUCUACCAUUAUUCCUAUUGUUGUUCUUCUUCUCAUUAUUAUAUACUGCUACAAUCAAUCUUAUUUCAUGGCCCAAGAAACUGAGUUUAAACAAUUUUCAUUUCAUUAUUUAGAAUUAGAGGUAGACAAAAACAGAGAUUAUAUGUAAUUUUUAUUUAUGAAUUAUACUCAACUUAUUUUCUCUUUAUAUAUUAGGAUAAGCUGUAAACGCAAACAAAAAAAAGAUAAUCGGAGCUGUGUUUUAUUUGAACUUAAAUAUCCUACUGAUUUC